Epinephelus lanceolatus (giant grouper) is the source of this 4786-nucleotide messenger RNA. It is a transcript of the gene fancd2, whose product is annotated as FA complementation group D2. Gene Ontology annotation, molecular function: DNA polymerase binding. The record is from RefSeq and is a predicted model, not a curated record. Gene Ontology annotation, biological process: mitotic intra-S DNA damage checkpoint signaling; homologous chromosome pairing at meiosis; interstrand cross-link repair. NCBI's taxonomy places the organism in Eukaryota, Metazoa, Chordata, Actinopteri, Perciformes, Serranidae. Gene Ontology annotation, cellular component: condensed chromosome; nucleus.
UUUGUAAGUGCUCUCCUUGGGGUCGUAACAUCGUCGUCUGUCCAUAAAAAUGUUGCGCAGAAAGCGACGCUCCUCUGUGGAUAAAGGAGAGGGAGCUCCUAAAACCACCAAGGCAAAGAAGAGCCGCAGCACUGGUCGCCAACCAAAGGAACCUGCUCCAGAAGUGACAAAUGAAAGUGUGUUUGCUGUCUUUCUCCGAGAAGCAGGUGUCACCUUGAAACAAGAUGGCACAUCCAAUGAGAUUGCUGUCGACCAAGUAGUUUUCCAAAAAAGGAUCCAGAAGCAACUAAAAAAGAGUCCCAGGUACCCCGGGAUUGUACAGGAAUUCACCACUGGACUGGAGUCUCAUAUUGAGGACCCUGAGCAGUUCAGGAACUGCCUUCUUCCGUGUGUCCCACGAUUGUCUGAUGGAGACUCCAGUCGUGUCAGCUCAUUCCAAGAAAGUCUGCUCCGCAUGCUGUUGGGGAUUGAGAUGCUGCAGACUUUAGUCAUUAACCUUUUGCUUGAGAAGCUCCCUGAAUUUAUGCUUGAUGGCGCUGGAGAUGGAGGUCUCAGUAUUCCUCACACAAUUAUUAACCAGCUGAAGUGGCUAGACCGAGUUGUGGACAGCAAGGAGUUGGCAGUGAAGCUCAUGGAGCUGGUGUCGGUAGCACCGGUGGAAGUUCAGCAUGACAUCAUCACCAGUCUGCCAGAGAUACUGGAAGACUCCCAGCACAAUGAUAUAGCCAGAGAGCUCAACUCUUUACUCCAGGAGAACACUCAACUGACUGUCCCGAUCCUGGAUGCCCUUUCCAGUCUGAACCUCAGCUCCUCAUUACUUACAGAGGUCCGUGGAGCCGUUAUGGCCACUCUGGCUGCCGUGCAGCUGGAGGAUCUACCUGUGGUGGUCAAGUUCAUCCUGCACUCUGUCUCAGCCUCUGAUGCUUAUGAGGUGGUGUGUGACCUUCGUAAAAAGCUGGAGUUGGAGCAGUGUAUUCUUCCUCCUGGGCUGCAGGCCUCCCAAAAUCUCUUGAAGAGCAAAGGAUCAGCAGCGUCCUCUUCCGCACCAGCAGCUGGCAGCAGUCAGGACUGUGUUACAUUGACACUGGACGGCAUCAAGUCAGCAGUGCGAUUCCAGAAAACAGUAUCUGAGGCUUGGCUCAAGGCAAUAGAAUCAGUGGACGAAGAGGAGAACCAUAAGGUAAUAGAUCUGCUGGUGCUGCUCAUCCUCCACUCCACCAAUGCCAACCAGAGCCGGCGGGGGGCAGAGAGGCUGCUGAAGGUGAAAGUGAGGACAGGACUGAUCCAGGAGGCUCUGCUCCAGAGGACCUUCAGGGACUAUGCUCAGGUCAUGCGAGGGUACUUCACCUCCAUCCUGGCCCUGGCUCAGAGUUUGCUGCGCUCCCCCGACCCUUGUGUGGUGCCUUUUGGUGGACACAUGUACCGACACUCAUUCACCGCUUUUGACUCUUACUGCCAGCAGGAGGUGGUGGGCUCUUUAGUGACCCAUGUGUGCAGUGGUGUAGGUGGGGAGGUGGACAUGGCUCUGGAGCUACUCUGCAGCCUGGUCACAGAAAAGCCCUCAGAGAUGGCUCUGUAUGCCGUCUUUGUCAAGGGAAUCUUGGACUACAUGGACAACCUCACACCCCAGCAGAUCCGCAGACUCUUUCACCUCCUGAGCCGACUGGCCUUUGGGCAACAGCAGCAGGGAGCUCACAUUCAGGAUGACAUGCACAUAGUGAUCCGAAAACAGCUGUCCAGCACUGUGCCCAAGUACAAGCGCAUUGGCAUCAUUGGUGCUAUCAUGAUUGUAGGCAGCAUGGGGGCCUCCAGGCCCAAAGUGAAGGAGUCACAGAAAGGGGUGUUACCUCAGGAGAUGCUCAGACAGGUGACCGCCCUGUUGGAGCUGGUGAAGUCCAGCAGUGAAAGCUCACCUGAGGCUGCAGCUCUGUACUAUGAUGAACUAGCCAACUUGAUCCUGAGCUCUACCCUGGACCCACAGGUGCAGGAAACGAUCGGACAGAGCGCCUUACAAGACUUCCAGGAUGACUUUGCAGUUGAUCUAGGCCCAGAUAUAUCUGGCUCCUUUCUCUUCAAGCCCCAUGUAAUGUACAACCUGUAUGAAGGUAACGUAGCCAUCGCCAUCAAUCUGCUGCCUCUACUGGCUAAUGAUGUUCAGAACAAAGGAGAUCAGCAGAGUCAAGUCGACAAGGCACACAAGGGCAGGCGAGUGUCUCCUCUCUGCCUGGCUCCGUUUUUCCGCCUCCUGAGACUCUGUGAGGAGAAACAGAACCAGGGAGACCUGGAGGAGAUUGACGCACUGCUGGGCUGCCCUCUGAUCCUGACAGACAUGGACGUGGUAGAGAAAAUGGAGAGCCUGUCGAAAGCCGAGAGGGAGUUCCUAUGUACUUUGCUGUUUCACACCAUCAACUGGUUCAGAGAGGUCGUAAACGCAUUCUGUACACAAAAAGAAACAGAGAGUAAGAUGAAAGUGAUGACCCGUCUGCAGAACAUCACCUACCUUCAGACACUGUUAGAGAGGGCUUUGGCUGGGACACCUGGCUAUGUUCCACCUGUUGCCAACUUUGAUGGAGAAAGCACAGAUGGGGUUACACUUAGUUCUGCCGCUCUUGUCAGUAAGGCAAAGAAAGAUGGCACAGGAAAGAAGAGGAAGGCCCCUGCAAAGGACUCCUCAGAGAUCUCUCAGCUUGAUGAGUCGACCGAAGCAGACAAAACUCAGCAGGAGCAACCAGAGAAGGAGAAAGAAAAGGAGAUCCGCCAAGGAGUUAGUCUGGCGUCCUACAGACCGUUUUUUAGGGAGCUGGAUAUGGAGGUGCUCAGCGUGCUGCAGUGUGGCCUGCUGUCCCGCUCACUGCUGGACUCUGAGCUCCACACCAAGGUGCGAGAGGAGGUUCUGCUGGGUCCUGCUGAGCUGGUGUUCCUGCUGGAGGAUAUGCUCCGCAAACUGGAGUUCAGUCUUACAGCUGCCCCGGCCAAGAGACUCCCUUUCCUCAAGGCAAAGGCGGAUAAGAGCACGGGCUUCUCCCAUCUGCAACAGAGGAGCUCCAAGGAUAUCGCUUCCUGCUGUGUCCAGCUGCUGCCCGCCCUCUGUACACACCUGGAGAACUGCCACAACCAUUUUCAGACACUGUUGUCUGAGAACAACGGCAUCGUGGACGGCCCUGCCACAGAUGUUCAAGAGUACCAGCUGAUGUCAUCAGCCUACCAGCUGCUCCUGCAGGUCCUGAACACCACCUUCAGCUGGUCUGGAUUCAGUCAGCUGGGGCAGCGGAGCUUACUGAAGAAGGCUCUGGGAGUUUUGGCCAACAGACUGAAAGAAGGAAGUGCUGAGUUAACCCUGGAGCAGCUUGUAAAACACGGCUUUGAGUACCUGGUGAACUUCCGCAGCACGAUGCCAAAUCUGAGCACGGCCUUGUCUCUCUCCCAGCUUUUGUCCACUGUGUCAGAGAGAGGAGGGAACCCUGCUGCCUACAGAGAGCAGACGGCUUCCCUGGCGAAACGUUUCCUGAGCCAAGACUGGGUGACAGCCAGUGGAGAGAAGGAGCGAGGGAACAAAUUCAAUGAAGCACUUCACGCUCUCCUAAGCAUCUACCUGGAGCACGUUGAUGAUGUUCUGAAGGCAGUGGAGGAGAUAGCUGGAGAAGGAAUCCCUGAGCUCCUCAAUGCAUCCAAAGAUGAGAGCUCUUCAUCAUGGCCCACUCUCAGCAGGCAGACGUUCCUGGUGUUCUACAAAGUGUUGAUGGCAGAGCUGGAGAAGGCCAUCAGGAAGAUUCCUGCUUGCAAAGCCAGUGACAGCACUGAGGCUCAGAGUGAGAAGCUGCUGACAUGGAACCUGGCUGUCAGGGAUUUUCAUAUCCUGGUCAACCUGGUUAAGGUGUUUGAUUCCAGGCCGGUGCUCAAUGUGUGCCUAAAGUAUGGCCGCCUUUUCCUGGAGUCUUUCCUGAAGUUGGGGAUGCCACUACUGGACAACAGUUUCAAAAGGCACAUGGAGGAUGUCCAGGGCUUGCUAAAAACCUUCCAGCUCAGCACCCGGCAGCUCCAUCACAUGUGUGGACAUUCGAAGAUUCACCAGGAUACAAGCCUGACCAACCACGUGCCAGCCUUAAAGAAGAGCCUGGAGCUGUUUGUUUACAGAGUGAAGGCCAUGCUGACGCUCCACAACUGUCAGGAGGCAUUUUGGAUUGGCAACCUGAAGAAUCGCAACCUGAAGGGUGAAGAGAUUCUUUCUCAGAGGUCACAAGAAAGUGAGGAUGAGGAAGAGGAGGAGGAGCAAAAUGCACCGCUGCCUGAGGACCAGUCAGAUGAUGAGGCCCAGGAGACAGACUCUGAGCAGAGUACGAAGGUCCAGAGAGGAGAGGACGUGGAUCAAGAUGACAUUACAGAUGAUUCUGACUGACAGAAAGAUUAACAGUUGAUUGUCAUUUUAAACUUUUGCUUCUGGGUCAGACCCCCAUUUUUGGAUCACCUUUUGACGUUUCAGAUGCCGGUUGCCUUUUUAUGUUAAAUGUAUUGAAUACUGCUACUCAAUGGGCUGGCAUAGGAUCAAAUAUAUUAAUUUUUAUCACAGGUCUUGUAUCCUACUUUAUAUGGCAAUAACACUGCACGCACAUUUAAAAAUUGUCAUGAGAUGCAUUGAUGAACUUCCACAGACUUUCCUUUCUGUUGAAGAUAAAACAUGCCUAAUAAUUAGGUGUUUUCACAGCAGGUCGGGUUCUGAAAAAAAGAGAUGUAUGCUUUAUUGUAUUUGUUUGCUGACAGAAUAAAUAAAGAUUGUUGAGAGAUGAGA